GCUUUGCCACCUGACCGUCUCUGGUGCUGGUCAGCGGAGCAGGGCCUAGCAGGGUGCGUCAGGGUGAGAGCCCAACAGGAGCAAGACCUCGAUGCCUGGAGACUUUCUUUGCCAGCGUCAGUCUGUAUGCAAUGACCAUGCCACGUGUACUUAUCGCCAGGGAAAUUGCCGGGGAAGUUGCCAGGGAAUGGCGCUCUGGUGGUUGGGAGUUGUGCCCAGACUGAAUUCAAAGAGUGCAUUGAAUGUGGUGCUGUUGACUAUGGACUAAAAAUAGGCACAUUUCACAUGACCUGCGUAGUGUUAUUUGAAGAGAGCACUACCCAUGACUGGGCAAAAUGCUGCAAGUUGGCGCUAUUAAACCACCGUGAGGCGCUUGCACAUGCAUUGGCCGAGCUACCUCUUGCUGCUGCAGCAACUGUUCAGCUCGCUGCAACCGCCAACGCGGACGUGUCGUCCCUGGUCCAGCUAGCUCUCCAGCAAUGGGAUGCCCAGGGUCGUGGCCUGCCGUCUCUGCUGGGCUUUGGCAGCGGCUCAGCCAGUCCUUCGCGCGCUGCAAACAGCUCUCCGUCGGGCCAGCGAAGACACUCCCCGGAAGCGCCUGUGCCCCGUCAUCUCGACACCCACGAAGAGACACGGGCGCUCGCGAUCAAUGAUGCUAGGCCUUCAACGCCUGGUGGCGGUGGCAGUUGUAGCAGCGAUGGAGCGUGCAGCAGCAGCGGCAACGGCAUCAGGCGCAGCAGUGGCGGCAGCGGCACUACUGGCGUCCUGCCGCUUUAUGUCACGGCGGGCCGUGCCGCGGCGGCCCGAUCAGACCAUGCUGCCGGUGUGGGUGCAGGGGCCACAGAAAUCACUGCGGCGAGAUUGAAUCCAGAGGCGAGCAGCCUGGGAGACAGGGCUGGGUAUGGACCGGCGGGCACAGGGCUGCAGGAGGAGGCGUCCCUAGGUUCGCUGGGGGAUUACCUGUGGGACUCCUCAGCAGCAGUGGCAGCGGCAGGGGCAGCGGUAAGCACCAAGCCCGUUGCAAUAGCCGCGGCAGGUGGAGGUGCUGGAGGGGUGGUGGUCUCGGCGGAGCGCGCGGCGGCCUCUGACGGCGGCUCCGGGCCGCCGUCCCCGGCCGCCUUCUUCCACUCCGCCGGCUCCUCCGCCGCCUCGCCGACCAGCUCUCGCAGGAGCAGCUUUGCGGCUGAGGGUGCUUGCGGCUAUGCUGGGACUGGUGCUGAGGCUGGUGCUGGUGACAGUGCCGAUGGCAAAGCUGCAGUGGGCUGGAGCCCGCCGAGCUCGCACUUACAGCCACUAGGUGGGCGGUCAGAGGGCGGCAGCGCGGCGGCGGCGCUGCAGACAGACGGGAGCGCCGGCGGUGGCUGGGGGCCACACAGCUCGGACCGGCGGCGGCGGCGGCGCCUCAGUCAGCUGUCAUCACAGCUGUCGGCCUUGUGUCUGGAGCAGGAGGCGGCGGGCAGGGCGGUGCCGGCAGCGGAGGUGCCUGCAACGGAAGGCGCUGGCGGCAGCAGUUCGGGAGAGCUGCAUCAUACCAGUAGCAGCUGUGCCACCUCGGGGCUGGUGAUUUUGGUUCAUGCGGUGGAGGCGGUGUCAGCAGGAGGGGCCCGGGCGUCGCCUGCGCUGGACCCGGCAGUAUCGCAGCCGUCGCCUGGAGGUGUGGCAGUAAAGAAGCCGGUGCCGGCGGGGGCCGCUGUGGAGGAGUGCACGAGCGCGAGUUGGGGACCGGAGGGAGGAAGCGUCACGGCUGCCCAGGAAGAGGAGGAGGAGGAGGGCGCGGACGCCGGGGGUGUCGGGAGUGCAGCAGCGGAGACCCCCGGAGAUAUCAUAAAGCAGCAGCAACAGCAGCAGCCACGUUCACAGCAGAGGGAACGGUCUCAGGCCCUGCAAACGGCGCCUCAGCAGUCAAGGGCGCAGGCACAGGCGCAGGCUCCGGGUCUGGGUUUGUUCGACGUGCUCCGCACGCUGCCCCCGCAGACGGUGUGGGAGCACUUGCUGCGGCGGCUGGGUACACACGAGUGGAGCGCCCUGAGGCUACUGUCCCGGGAGUGGGAUGCUCAGAUCCGUGGCACGUGGUGUGACACGCUGCAACUAGUGCUGGGGCCGCACUGCCUGGCGGGGCUGCGGCGGCGGCUGGAGGCAGGACCCGAGCACUCGCUCGCGACUCGCUUCGCCGCCGCGCGCGGACUGCUGCUGCACCACCGCCGCAUCGAGCGCCUCAUCAUGCCCAACACCUCCACCUUUGGCAGCAGCGGGCUGUUGGAGAUGCCGCCAGUGGUGGUGGACGACGCGCCGCCGCUGGCGCAGGCGCUGCAGCUGGCGGUGGCGCCGCUGGGCCGGCGGCUGAGAAGGCUGCACGUGACCAGCGAGCCCGGCCCCGUGACGGAUUUGGACCUGGAUCUGCUGACUGUGAUGGCGCCCGAGCUGCAGGAGCUGGUGGUGCGCUUCGACGUGCACGAGACGCCCGCCCCCGAGCUGCAGGGGCUGUCACAGCUGAGCGACCUGCGCCGCCUGGCUCUGCAGCUGAGCAGUGCCAAACUCAACUACGACCCAGCGCCGGAGCGGCUGGUGCGCUCGCUGCAGGGCCUCACCGGGCUGCGGGCGCUGUCUCUGGACCUGACGGCUGCGGAGCUGCCGCUGCCGGGCCGGCAGCUGGCGGGACUGACCAGCCUGCGCCUGGCGGUGGUGUGGCGCGGCUACAGCGCGUCGCAGGGAGGCGGGCAGAGCGAGCAGCUCCGCGGCCUGGUGUCUGCUCUGGCUCAGCUCACAGCUCUCAAGGCGCUGGCGGUGCCGGACGGAUACCGCGGAGCCGACGGCGACCUGCUGCGCGCGGCUGCGCCCGUGCUGCCCAGCCUCACGGCUCUGCACCUGCCGCGGCUGUCCGCCACCCGGCCCGAGCUGCAGGCGCUGGAGCGGCUUCCCAUGCUGCAGCACGUGACCCUGGGCUCCGUGGACGUGGCGCCUGAUGAGGACUAUGAGGGCCUGGACCUGCCGUACGGCGGUUACGGCGGCGCUUACGGCGGUUACGGCAGCUGCCGGCGCGGUAGUGGUGGGCGCGGCACGGUGGCGUCAUCGGCCGGUGGCACCACCACGUCCACAGUUCAGAGGUCGUCUCCGAGUCACACGGCUCUGGACGCUGGUGGCAGCGGCCUAGCCGGCGGCGGAAUGAGCUUGGGAGCGGUCUUGGACGGCGCAUCCACGGCACCCGGCCCGCCGGUCACCUUCCUGCGCCCACGGCCGCUGGACCCCUGGUCCUCUGGUGGCGGAGGCGGCGGUGGAGGGAUUGAUGAUGGCGACCCUUGGGCUGCCGGGCCUUUCGGCGCCGCCGCCUCGCCUCGCUCCCGGCCCUUGGACGGCUCACUACCACCCACCCCUGGCUCUGCCGGCGGCAGCGGUGCCGGUGGCCGGAAUGGCAGUCGGGACGGCGGCGGUGCGGGUGCCGGGGGAGGGGACGAGGGAGGAGAUGGGCAGGAGGAUGGGCGGCCGGGCGUGUUGCGCGGCAUGGGCAGCUGGCGGGCGCUGGUGCUGUGCGGCGAGCAGCGCAUGGAGGCGUUGGUGGCGGCGGGGCCGCUGCCGCCACAGCUGGCGGAGCUGCGGGUGGAGCAGCUGAGGUGGCCCAAGGGCUCCCGGGCGGAUGCGCUGACGGGCCGGGGGCUGGCCAACCUGCGUGCCCUGUGCGGCGACCUCGGCCGCCUCCGCCCCGCCGCCUGCAUUCACCUGGGUUUGGAGGCCUUGCCUGGCGCCGCCACCGCACCCUACGACCCACAGCCGCCGCAGGGCUGGCAGUCGUCGUCGGGCUCUGGCGGCGCCGCCGCUGCGAGUGCGGUGGAGCCAGGGGCGGCUGCAGGCGCUGGAAGCGGUGCGGGAGGCGGAGGAGGAGGAGGAGGAGGAGGAGGAGGCGGAGGAGACGGAGGAGGAGGAGACGGAGGUGGAGGCGGAGGAGCGCGUGCCGGAGCCGGAGGCAGCAGUACCAUGGAGGCAGCGUUCGGGCUCAGCGGCGUGACGGCGGUGGUGCACGCGGCGUGCGCGGCGCUGGGGCGUGUGCGUGGCCUGCAGUCGCUGCGGUGGGGCGGCCUGGCCGCGCUGCUGGCGCACCUGCACCCGGCGGCCAUGGAGCGAGCUCUGGCGCAGCUGCAGCACGUCCGGGACCUGGAGCUGGCGGGUGGGCUCAGUGGCGCGCCGCCAGCCGCCAGCCCCACCCUGCUCCUGCAGCUGGCGGCGGCGCUGGCGGCACUGCCUGCACUGCGGCGGCUGCGGCUCAGUGCAGCAGCACCCAACACAGAUGCGCUCGUUCAGGGGCUGCCAGGUCUGCUGGUGGCGCUGCGGCGGCCGCUGCGGCUGGAGGCGGCCUUCCUCAGCCACAGCGACGCCGCGCAGCUGAGGCAGCUGCUGGACAGGCUGGCGGAGGUGCGGCAGGGGCAGCAGGAGAGGCAGGGGCUGCAGGCGCAUGAGGGGAAUCAGGGGCAGCCAGUGCGGUCGGUGGCGCAGCAGUUGACGCCACAUGAGGAGGAGGGGAGGGAGGAUCAGGCUGGGGCAUCUUCGCGGUCGGCGGCAGCAGAGGGCUCUGUGAUGGGCUGCAGCAGCGGAGGAGCACAGCGGUGGCAGGACGUGCGGGCCGGAGUGGGUGAGGGUGCCACUGUGGUUGUGUGGGAGGAGGAGGCGUGCAUGUCAGGUGCAGGGGCUACGGGGUUAGGGGCGGUUGGUCUCGGCGGCGGCGGCGGCAGCGGUCUGGCUGGGCUGAUGGCGCGGGAGAUGCGGAACUGCCAUGGCGGUUGGGCGGUGGGCGGCGGGCUGUGGUGGGGAGGCGGCGAUGGAGAGGAGGACUGAGACUGGUGAGAUUGAGAGGGGAUGACUGCCAGGACCGUUUGAGUCCUCCCCAGGACGAGUAUUCACAAGUUACGAGACAAGUGUUCCCCGGUCACGGGAAAAGGGGCUGAGCCCCUCCACAGUCUGAGGCCGAACAACCUCAUCGCCCGGACAUACGGUAGCCGGGGUCGGUUUCCACAGGCACAUAGCCGAACCAGGUGCCUAUCUAGCAGUCGCGA
Messenger RNA from Chlamydomonas reinhardtii, 5042 nucleotides. RefSeq lists its product as uncharacterized. NCBI's taxonomy places the organism in Eukaryota, Viridiplantae, Chlorophyta, Chlorophyceae, Chlamydomonadales, Chlamydomonadaceae. The transcript is spliced from 13 exons. The record is from RefSeq and is a predicted model, not a curated record. The coding region runs from base 286 to 4824 and encodes 1512 amino acids.